Messenger RNA from Saprolegnia diclina VS20, 1487 nucleotides. RefSeq lists its product as hypothetical. NCBI's taxonomy places the organism in Eukaryota, Oomycota, Saprolegniomycetes, Saprolegniales, Saprolegniaceae. The coding region runs from base 123 to 1349 and encodes 408 amino acids. The transcript has 3 exons. The record is from RefSeq and is a predicted model, not a curated record.
GCAACCUCGCGUGAGCUGAUUGGCUCGUUGGCGAGUUUGCCACUCGACGAGGAAAGUACCGGCUGGCCGAGCUGCCCGAUGGCACCGAAACCAGAGUCCGUUUAGCCCCUUUUCUAGCACCGAUGGCGCUCUUCCCACGAGGAUGGCUGAGCCUCCUCGUCCUCCUCAGCAUGGGUAUCGCGUGCAUGGCCCAGGUCGAGCCCUCCGCGACGCCGUCGACCGCACCGUCGUCCGCGCCAGUUGCGUCGACUACAACACCAGUGGUAUCGCCGUCACCAAAGCCGACCGUGGCGCCGACCCUUGCGCCGGUGACGGUCGCGCCCACGGAAGCUCCGACGCUGGCGCCGACACCCGUGACACCCAAGCCUGUCGUGACGUCGGCGCCGGGACCGUCGACGGCCGCGCCAACGCAAUCGACCGCCGCGCCGAUCGUCACAACACCAACCAAGAUCUCUGUCGUACCCAUCACGAUUCCGCCCAUCAAGACUGUGAGCUCCGCGUCGAGCGCAACAGGUGAGACGCCGACGGCGACCGCCGAGCCUGUGGCUUCGCUGACGAGCUCAACGACCGGCUCCAGCAACACGACUGAACCGACGACCAAGAAGAAGGCGUCGAGCUCCGGCUCGGGCGCCAGCACGAGCUCCGAAGGCUUCUUCUCGUCGGGCAACUGGCAAAUGUGGGCAGCUGUUAUCGGUGGCCUCGCCGUUGUCGGUGGCAUCGUCGCCGCCGUCGUCAUGAAGGCCAACAGCGGCGGUGACGACGAGUACCCGGACCUUGACUCACCGCCGCCGGCUGCGCCCACGGGCAAACCCGUCUCGCCCGUGCGACCGUACAACGCAGCGCCGCCGACCAAAUUUGAACCCAUGUCCAACAACAACAACAGCAUGUUUGGCAAGCCGCUGCCACCGCCGAACCAAGCGAGCUUCUACGCCGAGGCGCCGCCGACCGACAUUGCGCGCAAAGCUAACGCGAUGGGCGGCAACGUGACGUUCACGUACAACGAGCCGCGUGUGAGCACGCUCCCGAUCCUGGAGCGGCGCAACUCGAUGAACCUCACGCGCUUCUCGGACGGCUCGGACGUCAUGCAGAUCGGCGGUAAGUCGCACCGGAGCUCUAGCGCGUCGAGUGCCGGCUGGGUCGACGAGCCGCCGCGCAUGGACGACCGGGAGAGUGAAAACUUUCUGGCAACGUCCGGUGACUCGCGCGCGUCAUAUGCAAGCACGACCUUUGACAUUGACCGCGCCGACUCGGAGGCCAGCAUCGUGCGCUACUCGUCCCAGUACUCAGAGUACUCGAUCGACGACCGCGGCACCGAGACCGGCGGCGACCGCGAUUCGUACGAGCUCUAACGACGACACCGACUUUGCCGAGAAGAAGACAAGGUGUCCAUAGUAUUUAAAAAGCAAGGAAACCGAGCGUAGGUUGUUGAUGAUGAUUAUAAUGAAUGUAGUGCUGCCACGUCAUAAGGUCGAGACAACCUGAAUGCU